This is a messenger RNA of Scomber scombrus (Atlantic mackerel), 2420 nucleotides long. RefSeq lists its product as uncharacterized. The transcript has 14 exons. Lineage: Eukaryota; Metazoa; Chordata; Actinopteri; Scombriformes; Scombridae. The coding region runs from base 16 to 2370 and encodes 784 amino acids. The record is from RefSeq and is a predicted model, not a curated record.
UGAGUUUGGAGCAUCAUGGCUUCCACACAGGUGCUCCUUCUUCAGCUGCUGCUGGUCUCGCUGGCGUCUGCGUCUCAUUACUUCGGGGCGACCACAACCUUCACCUACAAAGGAAGAAACCCUGAUGGAACAUUUAAGGUGGACUUUCAGAACAGGGACACUUUUGACGGCUGUCAGUAUUCCCAUCAGUGGAGCUGUUACAACGGCGACUGUGGCACAGAUGUGGAGUACCAUAGAGGCGUACUCGACAGGAGCACGAACGCACCACGAUAUAACAACCAAUGGUGUGAAACUGAAACUGUGUUGACAAAACAUGUUCCCAGUGAUAAACCUUUCGAAAUGAGGGCAAACAGCUGCUGUUGGAUCCCAGCACAUAAUGAUGUCUAUUGGAGACUAUUGACUCAUGUGGAUUUGGGAACAAGAUCUGACACCGGAGAGCCGAACAGAUCACCAGAUGUUGCCAUUCUGCCUUUUCUACGAGUUCCUGAGAACUGCCCACGGUCAUACAGGCUGAUGGCCUUCGAUCCUGAUGGUGACACAGUCAGAUGCAGAUAUGGAAAUACGGUAGAUUCAGAGUGUAGCGCAUGCUACCAACCUUCAGGCUUCUUCUUAGAUGAGGACUCGUGCACAUUACACUACCGUUACGCCAACGCCGACCCCAGUGUUUAUGGAUUUGAGUUGGUGGUGGAAGACUUCCCACGAUACCCCAUCACGCUGAGUUACUCAGACGGAUCAUUUUCCUCCAAGUCUCCACUGACUGUGGAGAGAAACAGGCAAACCUCCACCCCAGAUCCAUGGACCACCAUGUCUGCAGCUACCACAAUUAGCCAAUGGUGGUAUUGGGGGCAGUCUACUCCAACAACACCAAAUACCCCACCACAUGCCACCACUCCUCCCCUGAGCAAACUACCUUUGCAGUUCUCUUUUCUGGUGGACCCACCUGCUCCCUCAUGUCAGGAAGGAGAGUAUUUGCCAAUGUUUGUGAAUCCAACACCCCAACAUGGAGAUCACAUCCAUGCAGAGGUCAACAAAGAAGUGGAGAUCAGAGUGAAAGCACGAGCUACAUUCUCCACACUACAUGACAUCAUCAUGAGUGGGCCGACGAACAUCAGCAAGCACAGGAGCACGCAUGACGAGUUCGUCAUUAGGUGGACGGCUGUUCCAGAUGACUUGGGAGAGCAUUAUGCAAUCUGCUUUGCUGUUGAAUCAUUCACAGGGUCUUUUGUAACCGCCUCUCAAAGCACAACCCAUCACAGUCACCAUUACCAUCCCACCCCAUCUUCACAGUCAGGCAUCUAUCAAUCUGAGAUGAGGUGUGUUGUGGUCGACGUUACGAAGGAGCAAGUUAAAUCCAAUGUGAUCUGCAGUGAGUCCACAAUGACAGUAGAGGUCGAGAAAUCAUCACUGUCUGGACUCCAUGAGGAUCACCUGCAGCUCAGUGAUCCCACCAACACCGCCUGCAGCCUCAAACGCCACUCAAACAGCACACACGUCAUCGCUGUCAUCCCCCUCAACGCCUGCGGCACUCAACUCGAGGAGGAUGAUGACAACCUCAUUUUCAAGAAUGAAAUCACCACGGUUGACGACCACAGCGACCUGAUCACCAGGAAACAUCUGCUGGAAGUGGAGUUCUACUGCCAGUACCCCAAACGGGGAAAUGUGACACUGGGCUUCACUGCACACAGGAAGAGUGUCACAGUGUGGGAGAAGGGCUUCGGCACGUUCACCUACCAGUUUGAGUUCUUCCAUACCAAUCAUUUCCGAACCAUGAUGGAUCCAAACUCAUACCCUCUGGAGUAUGAUGUAGGGAGCAGGAUCUACAUAGACAUCGAGGCCUCCUCUUCAAUCAACAACACUGAACUGUUUGUGGAGUCCUGCUGGGCUGCACCAUAUGAUAACCCCAACUACCGGCCAACAUACCCCAUCAUUGAAAAUGGGUGUGAAGUGGACGAGACUGUUGAAAUCUAUUCUCCUGACCAUCCGACACAAUUCAAGUUCAGCAUGGAGGCAUUCAAGUUCAUCGGACUGCAUGACCAGGUGUACAUCAGCUGUUCAGUCCUGAUGUGUGAAGCAGGGAACCCCAACACCAGGUGCUCACAGGGAUGCAUCAACUCCACACGGUCGGGCGGUCACCACCAUCACCAUCGCAAGAGAGAGGCUGUCAUCCAGAGUGCAAGCCACUUUGUUUCCCAGGGUCCACUGCGCCUCAGGAGAUCAGCAGAAGACCAGACCAACCUGAAUCUGAACCUGAACCUGGUCUUCAUUGCUGGAUGUCUUCUAGCAGCAGUUGGUAUGAUCAGUGCGGUGGUCAUGUACAAAGCCAAAAUGUCAAAAGUCAAAUACGAACCUUUGCCUGCAUUUGAAACCUAGGACAGUAGCGUGUAUAUACCAGUCCUAUAGUCAUUAUAUCUGAAUUUAUA